Molecule: messenger RNA, 1852 nt
Organism: Spodoptera frugiperda (fall armyworm)
Lineage: Eukaryota; Metazoa; Arthropoda; Insecta; Lepidoptera; Noctuidae
Product: tubulin polymerization-promoting protein homolog
Exons: 4
Coding region: 183-794 (203 amino acids)
Biological process (GO): microtubule bundle formation; positive regulation of protein polymerization; microtubule polymerization
Cellular component (GO): microtubule
Molecular function (GO): tubulin binding
Source: RefSeq, a predicted model, not a curated record
GCAAUCGCAAUUCGCCGCGCAUCUCUGGGCUUGUCAACAUUAGGUCCCCUCUGUUUCGCGCCAGUAUCGUUGCAGCCGCGAUAGAUACGCGCCGCUAGGAAUAGCGCUCGCUCCGCACUCGCUAGUUAAUGUGAUCUCAUUUAUUUUACUCAUAUCCCGAAAUAUUGAUUAAAUAAUCAAAGAUGUCUGAGGACGCGAGUGUAGACGCUGCGGUCGAGCAGGUGACUCAAGAAGUGAAGGACGUCAAGCUGGAGAACGGGUCCGCUCCUGGUGCACUCAACGGAACGGCCAACAAAGCUGAGGGGGCCAUCUCUCUAAAGGAUGCCUUCAAAGCUUUUUCUAAAUUUGGGGAUCCGAAAUCGGAUGGUAAAACAAUAACAUUGUCACAAAGCGACAAAUGGAUGAAGCAAGCAAAGGUAAUUGAUGGAAAGAAAAUCACUACGACUGACACCGCAAUUCACUUCAAAAAACUAAAGACCCUGAAGCUUGGCAUUGAUGACUAUCAGAAAUUUCUGGAAGAUCUCGCUAAAAGUAAAAAGGUAGAGCUGGAGGAGAUCAAGAAGAAGCUCACGAGCUGUGGGCAGCCAGGCGUCUCCUCACACGUGACCAAGUCGCCAGCGGCCGCGGCAGCAGUGGACCGGCUGACAGACACCAGCAAGUACACGGGCUCCCACAAACAGAGGUUCGACGAGACCGGUAAAGGCAAGGGCAUCGCUGGUAGGAAGGACCUGGUCGAUGCCUCAGGGUACGUGUCUGGCUACCAGCACAAGGACACGUACAACAAGUCCCAUUAACCGGCUUCUUGCACACGGCAUACAGUAACGUUUAAAUAAAACCCGGGAGCCUGAAUCCUCAACAUUUUACGGUAAUUACUGAUUACUUCUUUUGGAUCACAAGAGUUGCUGAACACAAUAGAGCAUGAAACAUGUAUUAAUUACUCGUUUAAGACUGUACGAUUUUUUAUUAUAAAAUGUAUCAACUUUUACUAUGGGACCAACUCCGAUAUCAAAAACAAAAAUAAAACUCCAUACACUUUGAUCCAUCAACAUCCAGCUUCAAUUUGUAUGGAGUGGAUAAAUAUUAAUACGGAAUUGGUUCAAUAAUUUAAGUUAUGUAUAUCUUCAUAUUUUCAGUCUUCCUCCUUAGGACAUUACUGUGAAAGCAUUAAUAAUAAAAUCGCUGCCCUGUUAAUUCAAUAAUUAAAGUCGAUCUCUAAGAAAACCACACGAAAGCUUCUCUUUGCAAUGAUUACGAUAUUGUACAUUUUUUUAAGUACAUGGUACUAGACUAAUGCAUUUAACAAUGUAAUGCUUUGUAUGUUGUGCGAAAGACAUUCCUUCCCUAGAAAGUAAACGUGUAUUAGAGUAAGUGGGGGCGUUUUCUGACUAUAUUGUCUUAUCUGUACGUCUAGUCGUGUGUAGAGUUACAUUCUUUACAAAAUAUUAAAGUUUCAAUGUAUUUUUAAAAUUGAAAUGGUCAUUAAAUGAUAGUAUUUUUUGUAUCGAACCUCUUGUAAUUCCUAAAACGAAAAAGUACUAAAAUAUAUUGUAAUAAUUAAUAGUACAAAACAUCUGUUCUUCAAGACGUUAUUCAAAUGUACAAAGUACGUAUACCAAGCUACGUAGCAUGUAUGUAAGGUAACGUUCAAUAUAAACGUUUCCUUUUACCACUUUUUAAAAGAAUAUUAAUGUGUCAUAUAAAGUAAGCGCACGGUUAUUUAUAAGUUCUUAGAUUUGUAUUGGUUCUCAAUAUUAAUAUUGGUAAAUACGCCUACUUUAAUAUACCUACCUACUGUAAUUUAUCAAUUUAAAUUUAUUUUGUUAACAUUAUUAAUAAAAUACAUACAUUAUUC